Molecule: messenger RNA, 2268 nt
Organism: Diaporthe citri
Lineage: Eukaryota; Fungi; Ascomycota; Sordariomycetes; Diaporthales; Diaporthaceae
Exons: 4
Coding region: 1-2268 (755 amino acids)
Biological process (GO): isoprenoid biosynthetic process
Molecular function (GO): prenyltransferase activity
Source: RefSeq, a predicted model, not a curated record
AUGCUUUCAGAGAAUGAGCUCUACCCUUACUCAGUUCCUGUUGACCGGGAGAAGGUGGUGGCAUCUGGUGCCCUGACAUCUCUGCCUGUCAGGAUACACCGAUAUGACCACCUCUCGGACGCAGGGGCGCUGUGCUUGACCAAUGACUGGCGUGUCACCAUGAAAGAUGGACAAGACAGAAAGUCCAAUGGCUCGCCAUGUGUUGUAGGAAACUGGGGAAGUUUCAUCUGGCCUGAGAGUCGACCAGAAAGACUUGGGCUUCUCUGCUACCUGCUAGACGCAGGCUGUUUUCACGAUGAUGCUUGUGAGGAGAUGUCCAUCGCUGCAGCUCACGAAGAACACUUGGACAUGGAGGCAGCUAUGGACAUUGAUGAUCACCGCGCGCUGGACAGCGACUCACGGUCCUUGAAGACGAAACAUCUUGUCUCAACCGCUGUUCUUGAAUGCAUGAAGGUAGACAGAGAAGGCGCCAUGAAUAUGCUGGAGGCGUACCGAAAGAAAUGGCUCCAGAUCAUGGAGACAUACAAUACCGAGGAGAUCAACAAUGUCGAAGACUACUUCUUCGCACGGGCGAACAACGGGGGCAUGGGAGCGUAUUACGCGAUGCUUGAGUUCUCCUUGGGCAUUUCAAUCUCCGAUGAGGAAUAUGAGACGAUGGCUGAGCCCAUCACACGUGUGGAAAGGUGCAUGCUUCUCACCAACGAUUACUGGAGCUGGCCACGUGAGCGCAAGCAAGCCGAGAUCCAGGAGGCCGGCAAGGUCUUCAACAUCGUGUGGUUUCUUAUGAAGACCGAGUCCUGCACCGAGGAGGAAGCAGUCGCCAAAGUCCGCGAAAUGGUCUAUGCAGAAGAACAGAAGUGGACUGCUGCCAAAGACCGCCUGUACAGUCGGUUUCCCAGCCUGCGGCCGGACUUGGUCAAGUUCUUGGAAAACCUGCACACGGCUUUGGCGGGUAAUGACUACUGGAGCUCGCAGUGUUACCGCCACAAUGACUGGACGCACAUCCCAGAACUUCCUGGCGAUGAUGCACCAAAGCUCAACGAGCUAGCUGGCCUGGGUCAGUCGUUGGCGAAAGAAGAUCCACUGCCCAGCACUUCGGCCCCUGUGCAGAGGAAGAUUGAUGUGGACAGCGCGCGGAUCACUCCACGCAAGCGAUCCGCUGACACGAUCUCUAGCGAUGACACUGUGUCAAAGCCGAAAGGGAGCACGUCCAGCGAAGACUCGGCCAGUAAAGACUCGAUCUCCUCGGCCAGCACUCCACCAAGCGUGUCCAAGAGACAGGCAUUACAUCCAACCACUCCAUAUCAGUUGUCUGCGCACGAGACACGUGAUUUCGACUCUCCAGCCUUGACAGACCCGGUCAAGUACAUCAGGAGCAUGCCGUCCAAGAACCUCCGGACACAGCUCAUCGACUGCUUCAACACCUGGCUGAAUGUCUCUGCGUCUGCGAUCCCGGUCAUCAAAGAAGUCAUCGAUUGCCUGCACCAUUCUUCACUGAUACUGGAUGACAUCGAGGAUGGUUCGCAUCUGAGACGCGGGUUCCCAGCUACUCAUGUCGUCUACGGAGAGUGUCAGGCCAUCAACAGCGCCACGUUCCUCUACGUCCAGGCAGUGGAGAGCGUUCACGCCGCGGCCCGGAACAACCCAGAAAUGAUGGACGUCUUCCUGAAACACCUGCGGCAGCUCUUCCAUGGCCAAAGCUGGGACCUCUACUGGACGUACCACCGGCAAUGCCCCACCGAGGAGCAGUACCUGGAGAUGGUGGACCAGAAGACGGGCGCCAUGCUGCAGCUGCUGGUGGGCCUGAUGCAGGCAUCGCAGAGGCAGCAGCCAGGGAAGGGCGGCCUUCUCCCCGGCGAGGCCCUGUUCAAGUUCACGCAGCUGUUCGGCCGGUUCUUCCAGGUCCGCGACGACUACAUGAACCUUGCGUCGGUCGACUACGCGCGGCAGAAGGGGUUUGCCGAGGACCUUGACGAGCGCAAGUUCUCGUACAUGAUCGUGCACAUGUACCAGAGAUACCCCGAGGCCCGGGACAAGGUCGAGGGCGUCUUCAAGGCCAUGAAGCAGGGUGGUCUCCCGCAGGUUGCAGCGGAUACGAGCAAGAAGUAUAUCUUGUCUGUCCUUGAGGAGUCGGGAUCAAUCGCAGCUACCAAGGCGCUGUUGACGAGGUGGCACGACGAGAUCAUGGAGGAGAUUGGGGCCCUGGAGACGCACUUUGGGGCUGACAACGGCGUGCUUCGUUUGCUGGUGGAAACCUUACGAGUCUGA